This is a messenger RNA of Eurytemora carolleeae, 732 nucleotides long. RefSeq lists its product as uncharacterized. The transcript has 7 exons. NCBI's taxonomy places the organism in Eukaryota, Metazoa, Arthropoda, Copepoda, Calanoida, Temoridae. The coding region runs from base 88 to 732 and encodes 214 amino acids. The record is from RefSeq and is a predicted model, not a curated record.
ACUGUAGGUGUUAAAAUGGCCUGAUGUAGAGUAUGCAGAAAGGUGAUUUCUAAUCUAAACUUCGAGAAACAUCUUCUAAAGAAACACAUGAUGGAUAGAAUACAGUACAAAGAUAUGUACGGUUCACUGGAGUACACUAGAUUAGUUUAUUACAGGUGUAAGGUUUGUGAGGCUCCCUUGAUAUUUAGCUUUGAAGAGAUUGGUUUCCAUGUUAAAGAACAUCAUUCUCUAGACAUUCAAGAUUAUGAAAUACAAUACAAUGCUUUUGAAUCAGAUGAUAAAAUAGGAUCAAAACUUGAGGUUCGAACUAGCUCUAAGUAUAGUAUAGGAGAGGAGGAGAGAAUCUACUCUUCCUCCCUGGAUGAUAUGUGUCUGUUCAAGUGUCAAGUUUGUGAUAAGAUUCUCUACCAUAGUCUCCUAGCUAAACACAUCUCUAAGGUACACAACAGCAGUAAGCUGGAGAAUCUUGGGAAUAAACUAGAACAGAGGGAUAAUCUAACUCUUCAGGUAGAGAGGUUGACCUACUACCAAUGUAAACUCUGCCCGGCGCAGAUAAUAUUUACCAUUGCUGGCAUACACAGUCAUUUAAAACUAACUCAUUAUAUAUCUAUUCAGGAGUAUGCUGUAAAGUAUAAAGGAUUUGAUCCUAAUAACUCUACGCAACCUUUACCUAGAAACUAUCAGAAAACAUCACUUCUUCAGAAUCACCUCACAGAGGGAAGUAUUAGGUAA